AUGCGUGGCCACCUCCGAUCCUUGCUGGGAGGAAGCUUGCGGCUGCAUCUGGAGGGCCGUGCAAGGCAGGCACAGGGAAAGACAAGCUUCUGGAACACCAGUCCCGGUGAUCUUGUCGCCUGCGCUGGUUGUCGAGCAUACAUGGCAGCAUCUCAGCUGAGACACAGUCAUUCCAGGCCCCAUCAGGUCCCUUUCUUGCAGCGUGAGCGGGCCAUGUUGCGGCCGGCUGAGUCGUACACAGCGGCAACGGGUCGAAGCAGGAGCAAGACGAAGGAACCAUUGUAUUUCACGACUACUCCUACGGAUCCCAAGAGGAUCAAAUCUCCACAUCGAAACAACAAGUUUUCGCAUUGGCGAGCUGGUCUGAAAGACUGCGGAAAGCCUGCAGAUUUGCUUCAAAUCUUAUCGGAUGCAUUUGCCGCGCAAGAAGUUGAUGGCAGUGUGAUUAGUGCAGCUAUACAGACUUGUGGUCACCAGUCUUGGUGGGAGACGCUUAUGCAUGUGCACAACAGCGCAGUUGACCAUAAGGUGAAGUUUGAUGCUGUUGAACGCACCAUCUUUAUAAACGCCCUUGCUGCGUGCCUGAAGGGCUCACGGUGUCGCCCGUCGGAGCUAUCCACCCGCAAGGAUCGAGCCUUGAGUUUGAGCAAGCAGGCUUGGAAGCGGAUGCCUUCGCCGUCCUCAGAGCUGGACUUCCAUUGCAUGAUCGGAGCUGCUUGGAGGGUCUGCGCUGAAAUCGGCGACCGGGCACUGCCAUGGGCAGACGAGAUUCUGGAUUGGGGGAAGACGAAAGGCUAUAAGAUCACCGGCCUGCAGUACGGUCCACUUUUGUUGCUUUUGGAGAGUUGCAGGCGUCACGAUCGAGUGGACAAUCUCAUUGACGCGAUCUACAAAAAGCACAGGUUGUCCCUCACCGAGGUGACAUUAGGCGGUCUCAUCAACGCGGUCGGCAGUGACUGGAAACGAGCUGAAAAGCUGUGGGGUCUCUUGGUAAACAAACGGCAUGUGAAGCCGAAUUUGCUGUGCUACACAGCUCGGAGCAAAGUGCAUUUCGUGGCCGGCAGGCCAGCUGCAGCGGAAAAAUACAUCCGGGACAUCGGAGUGGCUGGUAUGCCAAUGGAUGGUCCCCUCACGGUAGCAAUGCACCUUCAACCACUGUUGAUCCUGUACCACUCAGGCCUCGCUGGAGGAGACAAGAUACGGCUACGCAAAUGUUUGGCUGUUGCCGAGAAUGUGGAUACGAACGAAGCCGGCAGACAGCUCGCAUUGAAGCUGAAGCGAUUGGUCAAACUGUCAAAGAAGCUACUAUCAGAUCCGUCGUCUUUAACAUUACCUGACCUGAUUGUCUUCGAUUAUACGCCACGGUGUGUAAUGUACGAUUGGCCUGCGUAUGAAGCUGGCUCCGGGUAUCUACCACAAGAGGAGCGCUGA
Symbiodinium sp. CCMP2592 is the source of this 1431-nucleotide messenger RNA. The record is from the annotation of a GenBank genome assembly. NCBI's taxonomy places the organism in Eukaryota, Dinophyceae, Suessiales, Symbiodiniaceae.